Messenger RNA from Penicillium macrosclerotiorum, 267 nucleotides. RefSeq lists its product as uncharacterized. The record is from RefSeq and is a predicted model, not a curated record. Lineage: Eukaryota; Fungi; Ascomycota; Eurotiomycetes; Eurotiales; Aspergillaceae. The transcript is spliced from 2 exons. Bases 1 to 267 code for a protein of 88 amino acids.
AUGCCCUCCUACCUGAUCUACAUCGUCGAGUUUUUCCACCACAACGAGCGCAACUACAAAGCCAUCUACAUCGAGACCGACCUGUCUCUCCCCAAUCCCCCACCAAAGACCACCUCCAACACAUCACUGGACCAUUCUCGCCGAGAUCUCCUGCCUGUCACCCCGGACGACAAGAGGCUCUACCCUGAGACGCCGCUGGGGCGGCGCGAGGACUGGUUGGCGGAUGUGGAGAGGUUGGCGGUUGAAAAGGGUAUCUUUACCCGAUAG